Aspergillus ibericus CBS 121593 is the source of this 270-nucleotide messenger RNA. RefSeq names its product protein transporter TIM9 (gene tim9). Lineage: Eukaryota; Fungi; Ascomycota; Eurotiomycetes; Eurotiales; Aspergillaceae. Bases 1 to 270 code for a protein of 89 amino acids. The transcript has 3 exons. The record is from RefSeq and is a predicted model, not a curated record.
AUGGACGGACUCAACGCUUCGGAACAGCGCGAGCUCGCUGCUCGUAUGGAACGCAAGCAGCUCAAGGAAUUCAUGACCAUGUACUCCAAGCUCGUCCAGAAGUGCUUCGACGACUGCGUCAACGACUUCACCACUAAGUCCCUGAUCAACCGUGAGGAGGGCUGCGUUCUUCGCUGUGUCGACAAGUACAUGAAGGGAUCGGCUCGCCUGAACGAGCGGUUCCAAGAGCAGAACGCGGCCAUGAUGCAGGGAGGUGGUCUGGGGCGGUAA